Molecule: messenger RNA, 4139 nt
Organism: Anopheles aquasalis
Lineage: Eukaryota; Metazoa; Arthropoda; Insecta; Diptera; Culicidae
Biological process (GO): signaling
Source: RefSeq, a predicted model, not a curated record
UUUACAAGAAAGUCGGCAUCGCUCCGGUUGCCGAGGUAAAGGAGCAGACAAAGAAACAGCGCCAGCUGGCGCGCCACCAGAUGCGCCAGUCCUUCCGGAAUCUCAACGACUCCGACGAAGAAAAUGUAGCGACCCAACAACCGCCCAGGAUCAAAGUGAACACUGCACCGAAGAUGGGUCCACCGCCGCAGGUGGAAAUGGAGCGUUUGCUAAAGUUCCGUGAGCAAAAGCGGAAGCUAAAGCAAACACAGGAACAACAGCCGCUCCUUCCUGCCAAGCGGAAACCGUUCGUAGCGACCAUAUCCCGCCAGGACAUUUCCCUUACGUACAAGCGCAUUUUUGAACCGUACAAGAAAUGCACCAAAAAGGAAGCAACAACAACGCUGGCCGGCCCAACGAAUCGUGCGCCUUUGAGGCCAGUAGCACCGUUCCUGAACGGAAGGGACCACCAGGCUCCGCCAGAGAGGAUACCGUUGCCCAAGAGCGCCUGUAAGAAAACGAUUCAAUCCGAUGCGAAGCAGCAACAUCCGUUGGGGGAGUGGAAAGGACGGACACCGCUGUUGGCGUUCAGGAACGUUCCGCCUCGUGUGGACUGUUGGUGGCCAAAGAGUGGACCACCGUUGAUCACCCUGGACGGUGGGUGCUUGCAGCGACCAGCAGCAAGCGUCUCGGCAAAGAAACCGAACCCGAGUGUCUCCGCAAAGAAACCGGCGACAGUACGCGCCCUGGAAUCGAAAUCAUCCCGAAAACCAUCCGCUAAACAAGGCAAUGCGACGAACUCAUCGAAGAAACCUCCCCAAGGACAGCCGCAAAGAAAACAGCCGGCAGUAAUGGUAUUUCACGGGACAAAAGCCGGAUCAAAAGCAGCGAACGGAACGUCGAAUGCAAAGGCAGUGCUUACUUCGACGGUACGGAAGACGAAAAAUGCGUUCACGUUUACGCUCGCACCAAAUGAGAACGCUGGUCGGCCGCAGUUUCAAUCGCUGGCUUGUGGCAAGAUGGAUGAGCUGUUCGAUGGCAUUAGUCCCAUUGAAACCCACUCACCUGCGCCACCGACGGCCGCUGAUUCCCCAAAACAGCGACCAAGGACGAAGGUGCCGGAUGCGAAGCAUCGCAAGGAGGAAAGCUUCUGGGAACCGCAGCCGGUGGCUUUUCUCUCGUUAGCCGCCGAGACAACUGGCGUUGCUGUCGAUAAUGUAGAACGACCCGUAACGACUUCCUUGGAUGAGUCCAGCUCGAGUGUGGUGUGCUUGGGCGAAAUAGAAACCGUCGGUCAAUCGAAGAAUCGAUCACCAACGGAUGAGCAAAGCACAAUGAUGUUGGCGGGUGGAGGUGGUACACCGAAACGAGCAGUCUCGCUGAACGAAUCGUUCACCGUAAGCGAGGACGUUGGAGGAACAGAUGAUGAGGUUUUCUGCGCUAAAACAUCGGCGAAAGAACCGGCAUUUGGUUGUCGGCCAACAAUCGAGGCGAUUGAUGAAACGGUAGCGACGGAGGAGCCACAGCCUGCUCAAACGCAAAAACGUUGCUCGCUCGUAUUCACCGAGCAAAUCAAUGUUCCACCAGCUGAACCAAGUAUGCCUGGGGAACACUCCAGUGAUGCGAUGCCAUCGCCACUUUGCAGCAGGCGACUUUCUUCUACCAAGCGCCGAUCGUCCGUUUACACAGUCAGCGAGCAGGGCACACAGAUGCCGGAAGAGGUCCGAUCGAAGACCGAUUUCUACAAAGACAAGGUCCAGUGCGAGCUGGCGCGCUUGCAGAUGCUCUGUGAUGAGUAUGGACCGUACCUGGAAUCGGACACACUGAACGAACACUGCAGAGGAUUGUUGAUGGCUGCGCAGGGUCAAACCAACAUACUGAUCAACAAGAAGCUGACCAAAUUCCAGGAGCUGAUUGGCCACUACGAGAGCAACUGGACCGAUCGCAAGGUGCGCAAAGAUGAUUUGGAUGGUUUCUGGCAGAUGGUUGCGCUGGACAUGGAGAAUUUGGAUCAACGAUUUGAGGAGCUGCGCAGUCUAAGGGCUAAUGAUUGGCAACCGAUCGUGCAGGAAGAAGCAACGGCUGAUGAUCUACCAGCUAAAACGAAAAAGCUUCAAGCAGGUGCUGGUAUCCGUAAGCGCGAGAGGAAAGGAGCAGCAAACGGAGCGGCCGGUAAAUCCUCUUCUGUGGUCGCUGAAUUGAUCCGCCAGGCUCGUCUCGAGCAAAAGAAAAAGAAGCUUACAGAUCUGGGAGAGUUGGCCGAAACGGUUACACUGGUGACGACGCCGCUUAAACGAUCGCAACGGUUAGCAGAAACUCCGAAGCGCAACAGUGUGGCAAGACGAUCCAGCAUAUGCAUGGUGUGCACACCAACGGCUGCAGAUGCACGGAAGCAGGAUCGUUCUGCCAAUAAGUGUGGAAGCAUAUUUCCAGAGGCUGACAACGAAGAUGAAGACAACCUAAAGCCUUCCUUGAGAAGCAGCGCUUCCAAUGGCUCCCGUAGUGCGAAAAGUGUGCUGUUUAUGGACGCCUGUCUUGAGACUCCCCAAUCACGCCGCCGACAGAGCACCCGAAAGAUCGUGGACACCCCGAAACCAGCGAAAGAUCGACAGGAUGAGCAUGAUCCAGAGUCGAGCUCACCAGCAGCGCCAAAGCAGACAUCACAGCAGAGAAACAGACGAAAGUCGAUCGUUUCUUUUACGGAGCAGAUCGAUGAUCCACCAACUGUGCCCAGUAAGUCGAAUUUACGUUUGGAGGAAGCCGAUCUUCUGGGUUUGCUUAACAAUAGCUCGCUCGCCAAGUCUCUGCGGAAAGCGGCAAAGACAAAAGAGCUGCAGAUGCCGGAAGAGGUCCGAUCGAAGACCGAUUUCUACAAAGACAAGGUCCAGUGCGAGCUGGCACGCUUGCAGACGCUCUGUGAUGAGUAUGGACCGUACCUGGAAUCGGACACACUGAACGAACACUGCAGAGGAUUGUUGAUGGCUGCGCAGGGUCAAACCAACAUACUGAUCAACAAGAAGCUGACCAAGUUCCAAGAGCUGAUCGAUCAUUACGAGAGCAACUGGACCGAUCGUAAGGUGCGCAAAGAUGAUUUGGAUGGAUUCUGGCAGAUGGUUGCGCUGGACUUGGAGAAUUUAAAUCAACGAUUUGAGGAGCUGCGCACUCUGCGGGCCAAUGAUUGGCAACCGAUCGUACAGGAAGAAGCAACGGGUGAUGAUCAGCCAGCUAAAACGAAAAAGCUUCAAGCAGGUGCUGGUAUCCGUAAGCGCGAGAGGAAAGGAGCAGCAAACGGAGCGGCCGGUAAAUCCUCUUCUGUGGUCGCUGAACUGAUCCGCAAAGCUCGCCUCGAGCAAAAGAAGAAGAAGGUUACGGAUCUAGGAGAAUUGACCGAAACGGUGACACUGGUCACAUCGCCGGUUAAACGAUCACAACGGGUGGCAGAAAGCGGAAGUGAAUUGAAGCAACGAGCGAGCGUGUGCUUUGGGUUUGCCCCCGCCAUUGCGAGCCCUGCUACAAAGGACACACGCCGCACAAUGUUCCCCGGGCUCAACCGUCGCAGCAGAGAUAAUUUGAAAUCCAUCCUCAAGACGCCGAAUGUGGAUCGUGCGAAUGAAUCAAAGAGUGUCCUGUUCUUGGACAAUGCUCUGCAAACACCGCUAGCCGGCGAUACGACUACCACGCGGACACGCCAGUUUCCCGUCACACCGAAGCUACGGCUCAAGUUUAACGAUCAGCUCGAGCUGGAGCACAUCGAUCGGUUGGAUUCACGUACACCGUCUCGGUUGGAGGACGAAUUGCGCAAACGCUUGCGACAAUCACUGCUCUCCAAUUCCGCCUCGACCGGCGAGUCGGCAGAGGUGGAAAAGACGGAAAGCACCAGCACGGACCGGUGUACGGGCACUCCGCGCACAAACGCCGCUAGCAAACGCAAAAGUCGGCGAAUUUCUCGGACACUGGCCGCUAUUUUCGACGAUGCCAAUGACGGUGUUGUCGAGGAAUCCCCGGUACCGAUGAUGGGCCGCAUGAGGACGAGAGCCAGUGCCAACACCCCACGCCGGAAUGCAUCCUAGUGUGUUCUCGUUCUCUUUAGUUACUCGUUUCUCUCGUUCGUUUUUAACUCGUUUGAUUGUUUGGUUUUAUUUCACCAUGACCGCACAUUU